This is a messenger RNA of Paramecium sonneborni, 567 nucleotides long. NCBI's taxonomy places the organism in Eukaryota, Ciliophora, Oligohymenophorea, Peniculida, Parameciidae. The record is from the annotation of a GenBank genome assembly.
AUGUCAUCAAAUAAUACACAUUUUGGUACUUUGACUAAUGAUAAUGAAGUAAUAUUUGAGUGGAAGAAUGAAAUGAAUUAAUAAAUUGGCUUAUCUGUGUCAUUUGAUUCAGCGUUAAAUUGUUAUAAUAUCCUUUUGUCUCAAAAUUUUACUAUUGUUAUAGAUUGCUAUUAUAAUAAUGAAUUCUUAUUAAUUCAACUUUCUGAUGAAUAAUCAAAAAUUGCUUAUUCAAUAGAAUCUAUUCAACCUACUUAAACUAAAAUAAAAUCAAUUAUAAAAGGAACAAAUGUUUUAUAUUAUAUGCCUAAUAUGAUACGGAUUAUUCAAUACUUUUACUAUUUUCAUCAGCUUUUUGUAAUUAAAGUAGUUUAAAUAAUUAAUUUGUCGAUUUCGAUGUCACUAUUGCAAUAAGCCCUAAUAUUUAUGCGAUAAUAUUUAUUAGAUGUUCUAAUUAUCUAUAUCUCCAGAUGCUCAAAUUUAUUAAAAAACUAAUUUAACCUAUUCAGAUUCAUAUUCUUUUAGAACUGUUAAUGUUUAUUAUAAUUAUUGGAGUUAUUCUUAAGUUGA